Xiphias gladius (swordfish) is the source of this 2818-nucleotide messenger RNA. RefSeq names its product oxysterol binding protein-like 5 (gene osbpl5). The transcript has 11 exons. The coding region runs from base 379 to 1305 and encodes 308 amino acids. Lineage: Eukaryota; Metazoa; Chordata; Actinopteri; Istiophoriformes; Xiphiidae. The record is from RefSeq and is a predicted model, not a curated record.
AGUGCCACGCAGCAGGUGCCGUGCGCUGCUGCGGCCACAGGUGUCGCCAGAGCUCCCCAGCGUGGCAGCAGCCAGGCGAGCCGCAGCAGCGGGAGGAUCCAGUCCGCUCCACGCUCUCCAUGUUGAAACGGAGCAACUUCUCCCCCAGCCGUCUCCCGACAGUCCACCACCGCCCGCCACCCACUCCCCACAGACCCGUGCUAUGACGCUGGACUGGGAAGGAAGCGCGGAAACAACUGUAUGAGCGCCGGCCUUGGUCGACACAGAGUGAGACAGGCUGCUCCCACAAAGGCCUCUGGAUGCGGUGUCUCUUGCAGCUCAGGUGAAAGUUAGACCUUAAGGGGAAAUGACAGAGGGGACAGAGGGGGAAGGGCCAACAUGAGUGCUAAAUCAGAGGACGAGCGGGGUGUCAGGAUGAAGGAGGAGAAUUUGUUCCAUCGGAGGUUUUCCCUGUGCCCCAAUGCCACCUCCCCACCCAAAAUUGACCCCCGCACCCUCACCCGGAAUCUGUCUUAUGGAGGAGACAACGACCUCUACAACCUCAGCCCAGGCAGUGAGACAGACAGGAACGGUCUCUCCAUGCUGAGUAAUGAACUUAGUCCUGCCCAAUCACCAGGCAGCAAGUCUGAGUCCAGGAUGUUUAAUGGUCUUGAAAAGGACUGCCCCUCCCCCACAGAGAAGCUGGCUCGGAAGGAGUCUCUCAAGGUCCAAAAGCAGAAUUACAGACAAGAGAAGAAACGGGCAGCUAAAGAACUGUUCAGUGCACUAAAGGACCCCAGUGUUGUCAUCAUGUCCAACUGGCUUAAGAUCCGCGGCUCUUUAAAGAGUUGGACCAAGCUGUGGUGUGCCCUGAAGCCUGGAGUUCUUUUGAUAUAUAAGACCCCCAAAACAGACCAAUGGGUGGGCACCAUCCUCCUCAGUGCAUGCAAGCUGAUCGAGAGACCCUCAAAGAAGGACGGUUUCUGCUUCAAGCUCUACCACCCGCUGGACAAAUCCAUCUGGGCUGUCAAGGGUCCCAAGGGAGAGAACGUUGGCUCCAUCACACAGCCUCUACCCAGCAACUACCUGAUCUUCAGAGCUGCGUCAGAGUCUGAUGGCCGAUGCUGGAUGGAUGCCCUGGAGCUGGCUCUCAGCUGCUCCAGUCUCUACAAGUUGACUUCCAAAGCAGGGAGAGAAGGCGAUAUCAGCACGUAUUCAGAGUCCUCCCAUAUACUCCACCUGCUGCAUUCUACCGCACUCACCGACACAGACCUGCUGCAAAUCACAGCUGAAGAAACAUGGACUCCCAGAGAUGUUGUUUGCUAAAUGCAAAACACUGCCCCCCAAUGCAGCACACAAGGUUAGCUUUGUUAGCUAUGUAGUGCAUACCAUUCUAGCAUUCUACCAUUUUGGUUUCCAUGUUAAAUGAUUGCAUUUGGAAGAGAGCAUGUCAAUGUAUUUCCCCCAUUCUUGAAAAGCCAAAAUCCAAAAAAUUGUCUGAAUCUGUAGCCUUUGAAAAUGCUAAAUAAAGUUAAAAGAAUAAAGCUGCAUAUGAGAAAAAUCAAAGUUUCACACACAAACACAUCAAUAUAAACAUACUCUUUGAGAGCUGGAUUCAGGAAACUACUUUUUCAAUUAAAAAAAAAAAAAUCUGUAAUUUAUAUAUACAUUAUUCCAUGUCUGGUUCUCUCAAGAUUGUAACAUGAAACCAGAUCAGCCUCACAUACUUGGGGAUUUGAACAGUAAGAGCAGUGAAGAGUAUCUAAGCAUAAGUUUUGCCAUUCUGUGAUAUCCGUAAAGACAGGGACAGCAUGAAGGAAAAAUAGAUGACCUUGCAAUUAUUAAUCAUAUUUAAGGCUUGACCAUAAUGGUUGCCCAAUUGUCCCAGGCAACCAAAAUGGGCCACUAGACUAUGCUGUAUUCUUCACCUUUGGUGUAGAAUACAAAGUUAAGUUUAAAAGUGGAGUACAAUAGCCUCUGCACAUUAGACUCCAUUUCAAAAUGGAAACGCAUCAAAAUAACUUUUCAACAUCCUUAAAAAACCAUUGCCCUGCAUAUGCAAUCUCUCUUUAGUAUUCCUAUGGUCAAAUUAUUCAGUCACUGUUUUAUUUUGCCUGGUUAGUGAAGGUGAGCCACAUGCAUCAUUCAUGCUAAGUGUAGGCCUACCUUUGUGUCUAUACUGUGUGUGUGACGUUAAGAGAGACAGAGAGAGUGUUUAUUAAUUUCAUUAAUGAAAUGAGGUUUAAUUGCAUAGCAGCAGUAUGACUCUUCUCUCUUGCACUGAACAGUGUGAGCAUCAUGUGAUGUUGCCAUAGUUUGAUCCUCUCAUAUAAUCAUCUUUUUUACAUUUGAACACUGGAUCCAGUGAACUUCUAAAAAUCAGCUUUGCUUUGUUGAGUGUAUAAAGUAGCACAUUGUCCUUUUACUGGACACUGGCUAGAAUAUUUAUUAUACUAGCAGGAUAGAGGACUCUUUGAGGAGUGUGUAAAUGUCUUCCAAAACAUUUUUUAUGGUGUCAUGUUGUCACCUGUCAGGCCCUGAUAUCCUGUAUUGUCUAUAAAAUAUUCAGCUUUAUUAGUAGAGUUUUAAAUGUAAAUAUAGAUUCUGAAAUAGUAGCCUGAGAAGUGACGAUGUUCACUGAGAAAUCGAACGUGUAAAUAGUUUACCAUUAAGCAAGGCAGCUAACCCCCAUUAGGUGAUGGACAGUAGACGACUGUGGCUGUGCCGAACUAGGAACGUGACCCAAAAUUAAUUAAUUGUUGUGUAACAAGACUGCUACACAGCUAUCAGCAACUUCAAAUGUUUAAAUAGAAUGGUGUAUUUAAACAUUGGUGUGUAU